UUUUCAUAGCUAUGCUCAUGAGGAUCCAUCCAAUUUUUUACAAGAAUUUACAUCAUAUGUUGUGUUACAUGGACUGGAAGGGAGGGAUGCCCAGAUUGUAGCUGGCUUUCACCUACAGGUAUGGGGGCCCGGCACUCGCGUGGUUCGUUACAUGGGGACGAGCUCGAGUGAGACAGGCCUUCGUGGUGCACAGCAGUAUUUGUCAACAGAUCCCAGUCUCGCAGACAGUGAACUUUUUAACACCCUUGUGUUUCAAGGUAGAACAGCCCGUAGAUGACUUUCAUUAAAUAUUGGUGCAAAAAGACAGGAGAGGAGAAUAUUACCUUGUGAACUCGGACCCUUCUCGGUUGAACGAGUACACAUGCACAAGUGGGAGUUUCCAAUUUCAAUGUUUAGUAGAAAUCACGGCACUAGGACGAGGGAGCGUACAACUGUAAAAAAAUGGCCAGGGACGAACCGGUGUUCAUGGGAAUUAUAGCAUCAUUAUUUUUCAUAUGCUCUUCACAGAUUUCAAGGAACGUAGUGGUGACUAUAGUUAUAGCGUCAUUCAUUAUUCCAGUAUCGCAGGUAGCGCCAUUCAUUAGUUCAGCAUCGCAGGCCACGUGCACAGAACUUCGCCCUUACAUCACAAAAGGGAACCUUACAUGUUUUGCAUGUCCACCAGGGUUUUACCUCUAUGGACAUUCCACCACAAAUAACACCAUAGCAGUCUGUAGGGUGUGUCCACAGGGUUAUUACUCUGGUGUCUCCGGUGUCCAUACCAGGUGUGAACGAUGUUCACCAUACUGUGAGUCAGAUAAUCUUAUAGAGGUGUCUAACUGCUCGUCAACAACCAACUUAACAUGUGACUGUCCACCAGGAAAGGUACUGAAGGAUCCACACGACAAACACCGUGCUAUAUGUUUAGAUGAAACUACAAAAAAGGGUAAUGCAUCCACACACAACCAAACCAAAGCUGAUCCUGAUUCAGACGAUUUCAGCAUAGUCAAAGAGGAUAUCAAUGACACGAAAAAAGAUGUCAAAACACUGAAGAAGAAUGUCAGGGCCAUAAAGAAAGAUGUUGGUAGACUAAAGGAGGAUGUUGGUGCCGUGAAGGAUACUCUGAACACCCUGUUAAAAGAAAUUAAUUACAUCGAAGGAGAGGCACCCGCCGAAUCCACCUCCAUCAACGUCGCUCUCCGAGGAGGGGUGCGAGGAGGGGAAAGAGAACGUGACCUACCCAACGGAACUAUCGGGGCAAGCGAUAGUCCCCGAGAGACAGCAGGAGCAGGAUCAAGAGACCCUGGAACCUGUUGUAGGGUAGGAGUUUACACAGGACAGCAGAAGUUACUGGUAGACUCAAAUUCCAAAAUAGGAGCUCGAGCCAACGCAGCACGACCAGCAGCCCUAGCAUCACGCGGUCUCUGCCUGACAGAACCGGCAGCAGAAGCUGGGCGGGAGCGCGAACGCUUACGCGAACGGCUCGGUGGCGGAUGUAGGGGGGGACCCAUCGCCGCAGGCAAGAAGGCGGGGGGUGGGGGGGCAUAUCCAGGCUGGAAACCCAUACCACCCUGGGGUGGAGGGGGAGCGGCCGGAAAAGCCCCCUGCUGGGAGAAACCCCAAGACUGCCCAUAG
Messenger RNA from Mizuhopecten yessoensis (Yesso scallop), 1614 nucleotides. RefSeq lists its product as uncharacterized. NCBI's taxonomy places the organism in Eukaryota, Metazoa, Mollusca, Bivalvia, Pectinida, Pectinidae. Gene Ontology annotation, molecular function: protein binding. The transcript is spliced from 8 exons. Bases 442 to 1614 code for a protein of 390 amino acids. The record is from RefSeq and is a predicted model, not a curated record. Gene Ontology annotation, biological process: neuron apoptotic process; negative regulation of T cell proliferation; humoral immune response.